UAGCCCCCGGACACUAAUUAACACAUUCCCUUUCUGUUUCCUUCUUUCUCUGCUGUCUCACAUUCCAUAGAGUCGCUGCACGGUACAUGAGAGUAAACCUUUGAAUUAUAAUUGAUUUUUAGAGAUUUUGAACAGUGAAAAACUGAGAAAGCAGAGGUUGUUCGUAGAUAGAUAAAUGGGAUCUAAGCUACAGAAAAUAGAAGGAGAUGAGUCAGUGGUAUUGCGCAUUACUCACUCCAACCUCAAGACCUUCUCUGCCGAUGUUCGCUUCUCCCUUGAGUCUACAGUGGAAUCUGUGAAAGAAAAGCUAUGGAGGAAAUGCGGGACUUCAGUUAAUUCAAUGACAUUACAGCUAUAUGAUGACACCAACUCCAAGAUUUGUGAUUUAAGUGAUGAUUCAAGACCCCUUGGUUUCUAUUCUCCUCUUGAUGGGUAUCGGAUACAUGUAAUAGAUGUUGACCCUUCAUCAGUAACCUCAGGUGGGUGGCUGGAAGAUACUUCAUUGGUUGAGAAAUACACAAUUUCUGAAGAGGCUUACGAAAAACGUGGAGGCACUUUUAGAAAAUUUAAGGAAAAAUUGGUCUCUCAAAAUCCAUCUGCCUUCGAGCCUAAGAUAACUGAAAACUACAUGGAGGACUUGUGUGCAAAUAUCAAGUUGGGAGAUAGAUGUGAGGUUGAACCUGGGGCGAAAAGAGGGAUUGUCAAAUUUGUUGGUCGAGCAGAAUCUCUUGCACCAGGCUUUUGGGUUGGAGUUCAGUAUGAUGAACCAUUGGGGAAACAUGAUGGCUUGGUGAAAGGAGUACGCUACUUUGAUUGCCCCCCACUUCAUGGUGGAAUGAUCAGGCCUGACAAAAUAAAGGUUGGUGACUAUCCAGAAAGAGAUCCUUUCGAAGACGAAGAAAUAUGAACUGAAGAUGCAAUCAUGCCCCUUGCAUGCUCUGUAUAACCAUAACUUGAGUGUUAAAUUGAUGUUCCCAGUGCAGUUUUUCUUUCAGUAGCUUGGUAGGUGAAGAUUGAUGUUUAUAGUGGAGAUCUAUGCAGGGCCAUAAAAUUAAAACUGAAGUGUUUGUCAUCCGAAAAUUUAAAGGAUGAUGAGGUGUUGCAAAUCUAUUGGCUUGUUCGAGCAAGCCAAUACUAAGUUGCACUUGUAAAAGGGCAGGAGCUAAGUGUCCUCUUGUUUUUUAUAAAGUUUCUCAAUUUGUGCACUAUUA
Messenger RNA from Ricinus communis (castor bean), 1211 nucleotides. Its product is annotated as tubulin-folding cofactor B. Bases 176 to 907 code for a protein of 243 amino acids. Lineage: Eukaryota; Viridiplantae; Streptophyta; Magnoliopsida; Malpighiales; Euphorbiaceae. Gene Ontology annotation, biological process: tubulin complex assembly; post-chaperonin tubulin folding pathway; cytoplasmic microtubule organization. Gene Ontology annotation, cellular component: cytoplasm; microtubule plus-end; nucleus. The record is from RefSeq and is a predicted model, not a curated record. Gene Ontology annotation, molecular function: microtubule plus-end binding; alpha-tubulin binding. The transcript has 8 exons.